AAUUGAGUCUAGUCAAAAACACUAGGGACAGCAACUGUCAGAGAAACAACCAAACACAACAAAGUUAGGCAAUCCACAUUACACUUUAACCAAACUUUUAUUGACUUAUCAAAUAUUAAACGUUGCAAACCGUUUGCAAAUUGUAUGAAACAAAUGAAAAUAACUUUUGAAAUGUGUUGCAAUUCAUUGAGAGUGUGAUUAUAUCAAUUAUAAGUAUGGGUCGAGAUAGAAAUGCAUCUCCUGAGAAGUCACAUCACUCAAGAAAUUACUACAGGGAAAGAGACAGGCACCAUCAUAGGUCCAGGAGUAGCAGUAGAGAUCGGUGGAGACGUAGCAGGAGCCGAAGUCAUAGUAAUUCAAGAAAUAGAUACCAUGAUAGACAUGAAAAACAUGACAGAUAUAAAGACAAUAGAGAUAGCUACAAUCACCAUCAUAGAAGAGAUGAGUCAGUAAAUAAUUAUGGAAAUAAUGCUGACAAAAGUUUUCAUGGAGGACAUAAUAGUCAUGGAAAUCAUGGCAAUCAUGGCAAAUUUGCUGCUGCAAUGCACAAACAUAAAAAUCUAUCACAAGAAGAGGAAUUUUUUGAGGCAAGAAGGCAAGAAAGAGAAAUAAUUGGCAUGCAGGAUACUUCUGUGGUUUGGGCACAAUCACCACCUCCAGGAUUAUGUGCAUCAAGUGAUGAAGGUCAGAAUGAAGCAAAGAAAAAAGAAUCCAAAAUGAAGAAAAGCAAGAAAAAUAAAAAGGAAAAGAAGUCCAAGAAGAAAAAAACCAAAGAGAAGAAAAAGAAGAAAGACAAAAAGAAGAAAAAGCGAAAAGAAUCCUCGUCUGAAUCAUCUUCAUCUAGUGAUGAAGCGGAUGAAUGGGUCGAGAAAAACGCCACAACGUCUUCCAAGAUUAAGAACAGAAGACGAUCAUCGUCUUCAUACAGUGAUGAUUCUAAGGAUGGUGUAGUUGGCCCGGAACUAAAAUCACACAGCACGUCGUUAACGCACAAAGAAAUGGGCAAAGCUCUACUACCAGGUGAAGGAGCAGCGAUGGCUGCUUACGUCGCCGAAGGCAAACGCAUUCCUCGCAGAGGAGAAAUCGGCCUCACCAGCAACGAGAUCGAGGUCUACGAAGCGCAAGGUUAUGUAAUGUCCGGUAGCAGACAUCGGCGCAUGGAAGCCGUGCGUAUACGAAAGGAAAACCAGAUUUACUCCGCUGAUGAAAAGCGCGCACUAGCAAUGUUCAGCAAGGAAGAACGCUCGAAGCGAGAGAAUUUGAUUUUGGGCCAGUUUAAAGAAAUGAUCAGUUCAAAAUUAGCCGAUAAAAACAAGUAAAAUAGAAUAUUAUAUUUAAUUUUAUUCGGUAUGACAUGUUUUAAAGUUUAAUUUGAGUAUUAUGCUGAAGGUUUCUGAGUUUGCUCCAGCCAGUCAUCAAAACCUCCUUGGUAGUUGCUUGUGCUGUGAAAAACAUUGAAACAAAUUGUUAAAAUUGCAUUUUUGACAAAGAAACAUGAAGGAUGUUUAUAUGUAAA
This is a messenger RNA of Dalotia coriaria, 1516 nucleotides long. RefSeq names its product NKAP family protein CG6066. Bases 216 to 1319 code for a protein of 367 amino acids. Gene Ontology annotation, biological process: regulation of gene expression. The transcript is spliced from 3 exons. Lineage: Eukaryota; Metazoa; Arthropoda; Insecta; Coleoptera; Staphylinidae. Gene Ontology annotation, cellular component: nucleus. The record is from RefSeq and is a predicted model, not a curated record. Gene Ontology annotation, molecular function: chromatin binding.